Olea europaea var. sylvestris is the source of this 848-nucleotide messenger RNA. Its product is annotated as U3 small nucleolar ribonucleoprotein protein IMP3-like. Gene Ontology annotation, cellular component: small ribosomal subunit; small-subunit processome; Mpp10 complex. The record is from RefSeq and is a predicted model, not a curated record. Gene Ontology annotation, molecular function: structural constituent of ribosome; snoRNA binding; rRNA binding. Gene Ontology annotation, biological process: rRNA processing. The transcript is spliced from 4 exons. Bases 30 to 578 code for a protein of 182 amino acids. Lineage: Eukaryota; Viridiplantae; Streptophyta; Magnoliopsida; Lamiales; Oleaceae.
UGCGCUCAUAUAUAGAUUAUUAAGAGAAGAUGCGGAAGCUAAAAUUUCAUGAGAAGAAGCUGUUGAAGAGAGUUAAUUUCUUGGAAUGGAAGAGAGAAGGCGGCCACCGAGAAGCGUUUGUCAUGCAUCGUUACCAUAUAACAGCCAGAGACGACUACAAGAAGUAUUCGACUCUGUGCAGAAUGGUGCAGAAGUUAGUGAACGUGCUAAAACAGAUGGAUAGCAGAGACCCUUUUCGGACUGAGAUGACUGAUGCCCUCCUUGAGAAGCUGUACAACAUGGGCUUGAUACCAUCUCGUAAAAGUUUGGCUUUAUGUGAUCGUCUAUCGGUAUCAUCAUUUUGUAGGCGGCGGUUGGCCACUGUCCUGGUAUGUCUGAAGAUGGCCGAACACCUGACAGAAGCAGUAACGUAUAUUGAGCAGGGACAUAUUCGUGUAGGACCCGACACGGUUACUGACCCGGCGUUCCUUGUCACGAGAAAUAUGGAAGACUUUAUUACAUGGGUUGAUACAUCCAAGAUAAAGAGAAGGGUCUUGGAAUACUACAAUAAGGUGGACGACUAUGACGUAAUGAACUGAGGUCUCGGAGAGUCAUCCUUCCUGAAGCUGCUGUUGAAUCUCGAUAAUUCAAGGUAGGACAAUCUUUGUCGGAUAAGUGAGAGUGUGGGGAUUGUGGCCCUGUAAAAUUUUUGGGUACUUCUGAUCUUAUACAAUCGCUCCUUUACAUGUUACUUGAUUAUGUUCUCAAAAUGAACUUCUGUUUCUUUUCGUUCUUGAUGAUAUCAACUAUUGUAAGAAUAUUUAUAGUACCAAUUUGAGACGUGGUGAUUGAUCAAAUGAUUCAGACAA